This is a messenger RNA of Nematocida minor, 1095 nucleotides long. Its product is annotated as tyrosyl-tRNA synthetase. Gene Ontology annotation, molecular function: ATP binding; tyrosine-tRNA ligase activity. The coding region runs from base 1 to 1095 and encodes 364 amino acids. Gene Ontology annotation, biological process: tyrosyl-tRNA aminoacylation. The record is from RefSeq and is a predicted model, not a curated record. NCBI's taxonomy places the organism in Eukaryota, Fungi, Microsporidia. The transcript has a single exon.
AUGGCGCAUGGCACACAGGAAACCAAAUAUAAGCUAAUUUCAAGAAACCUAGAAGAAAUCCUGGGAGGCGAGAAAAUGCUCGAAAUUCUCAAAACGCGGGAUCUGAAGAUAUACUGGGGGACUGCGCCCACGGGCAAGCCGCACAUUGGAUAUUUUGUUCCAAUAUUCAAAAUUGCCGACUUUCUGAAGGCUGGCUGCGAGGUCAUCAUUUUAAUAGCCGACCUCCAUGCAGCCCUGGACAACCUUAAGGCGCCAAUAGAGCUCAUUGACAAGAGAUCAGCAUACUACAAGAUGGUGAUCAAAGCCAUGCUGAAGAGUGUAGGCGCUCCCAUAGAAAAGAUCAAGUUUGUGCUGGGAACAGACUACCAGUACGACCGAAAGUAUGUCCUGGAUAUGCACAAGCUCUCUAUGAUUGUUUCAAUCAACGACGCAAAGAAGGCUGGAUCUGAGGUUGUAAAGCAGUCAGACAAUCCUCUGCUGAGCGGGCUUGUGUACCCAGGCAUGCAGGCGCUGGACGAAGAGCAUCUACAGGUGGACGCACAGUUUGGAGGAGUUGACCAGCGGAAGAUCUUUAUCUAUGCAGAGGACGUUUUGCCAAAGCUUGGAUACGAAAAAAGAAUCCACUUGAUGAACGGGAUGGUGCCCAGUCUUUCAGAGGGCAAGAUGAGCAGCAGUGAUGCACAGUCAAAGAUCGGGCUGGAUGACACAAACAACCAGAUAAAGAAGAAGGUCCUUGCUUCGUUCUGCGAGGAGAAGAACACAGAAAGAAACCCUGUGCUGGUGUUUAUUGGCAAGUUCGUUUUUAGCACGGGAGAUGGAGAAGAAGCCCAGGCUUUCUCCGUCAGCAUCCAGAAGAUUAGCGAGACAAGGGUGUACACCAGCCUGGAAGCAUUGUCGAAGGACUUCAAGGAAGGAACCAUCCAUCCGCUUGAUCUGAAAACAGCCCUUGUGCAGUAUUUAAUAGAUCUUAUCUCGCCAGUGCGGGAGGAAAUACUCAAGCACCAAGACCUCGUGGACAGUGCAUACCCGCUGCCUGUUAAGCAGAAAGUGGUAAAGCAGAAGAAGAUAAACAAAAAAAAGACUGAAAAAGAGUAA